This is a messenger RNA of Trichoderma breve, 705 nucleotides long. Its product is annotated as CTD kinase subunit gamma CTK3 domain-containing protein. The coding region runs from base 1 to 705 and encodes 234 amino acids. The transcript is spliced from 4 exons. Gene Ontology annotation, cellular component: CTDK-1 complex. The record is from RefSeq and is a predicted model, not a curated record. Lineage: Eukaryota; Fungi; Ascomycota; Sordariomycetes; Hypocreales; Hypocreaceae. Gene Ontology annotation, biological process: positive regulation of DNA-templated transcription, elongation; positive regulation of transcription by RNA polymerase I.
AUGGCGGAUCCUUUCGAGGUCCGCAUGCGAUUCAGCUCGCAGCUGCAGCAUCUCAACGCAUCAGUUGCUUCGGCGCAAAAAGCAGCCCAAUAUGCGCUCAAAUACAAGGACAUGGAUGAGGACCUGCACUCAUGUAUCCUGGAGCAAGUAGAGCGGAACAACAUGAAUACACGUGCCAAUAUCAUGUAUUUUAUUGAGCACUUCCUCGACUUGGCUCAGCGGGACGGCCACUCGGAUUAUAUCCGCAUGAUGCAGCGUGAUAUCAUCAGAGUUGUCGAUGCUGUGGCCCCCGAUGAUGGCUCUGGAGCCGCCAAUGUCAAAGUCGUCCGCAAGGUUUUGAUAGGCCUUCAGAACAAGGGCUUUCUGGAAGACCAAGCGGUCACGCAGAUUGAGGACGUCAUCAAGGAACGCGACGCUCCCGCUUCCGAGUCAAAAUCUCGGCGGCGACCCGCGACCCAUGGCUUGGAUAAGCGUCAAGUAGAGCAGCGGAUCGAGGAGGAUCGAGAACGACACAAGCGCGAGCGAGAGAGGAUUUGGGCUGUCCCCAAGGGGGAGGACGCCGAGAUGAACAAACUGUGGGAGGAGACGAGCGACUUUGGCGAUGACGACGACCGCCUGCUAACCGAAGAGGGUGACGACUUCACCAAGGAGAUGGAGAUACAGCAGUGUCAUCACCAACCACCGACGAAUGGCAACGGCCAUUGA